Molecule: messenger RNA, 1219 nt
Organism: Magallana angulata
Lineage: Eukaryota; Metazoa; Mollusca; Bivalvia; Ostreida; Ostreidae
Exons: 6
Coding region: 198-899 (233 amino acids)
Source: RefSeq, a predicted model, not a curated record
AAAUACACCAACACAUGUUUACUAUAUAGAUUACAUGUGGGUGAACUUUCAAAUUCCGGUCUCUAUCUUUUUAAACAAGGAAAAUUGUGUCAAAUAGUAACUUUCAUUUCAUUUCCUAGCAAAAUUUCCUGUAAUGAUAUCCUAUAUAAGCAGAGCGUAUAGUACCUAUAGUUAUCAUUCCUCACACCAUCAAAGUCAUGGAAGGACAUUUCGGCAGAAGUUGUGCGUUUGGCCUUUUGGUUUUCGUCUUUAUUGUGGCCGGUAUCAACGCCAAUAGAUGCCGUCCAUGUGAUGGACCAAACUCCAGAUAUACAGAACACUUGAAUAAUUGCGACCACCAGGUUACUAAAGAACACGUGCUGUUGUCACUGAAGGCUCUAAACUACACGUUCACAUCAUUUAGACAUAAAGUGGUAAAUGAAAUAAACCUAAUAGAUUAUGACCAUAUUACACCUACCUGUGUCCAAAACCCUGUGUCUGCAAAGGUGAAGAGAAAAAAGGAUAGAUUUGUACAUCAAACGUAUGCCAAUUUAUCUUAUGCCAAAGAUGUUCUUGAGGGUGCCGAUGAAACGUUUAAAACGUUUGCCCCAUCAUUGUGGAACAAGAGCGUACAUGUACAAAGAGAACUGACGAACGUCAUGUGCAAUAUGGUUAAAGUCAACCGUAAAAUCCACUGCAGAAAAAAUAAGAACAAACCCUCUCGUAGAAUGAUGGGUUUCAAUAAAACGAGAGUCUGUGAAAAGAGAAAUUUGUUUCAAAACGUGUCUACCGAUAGCGAGCGGAUCGCGUGCUCUUUGGAAUCACUCAAGCACGUGAAGAAUGUAAUAGCGAACACGCUGGAAUUCUGGAACCUAUGUGUCGAGGAUUUGAAGAAUGAUUACUUGUGCCAAUUUUUAUAAGUGGCAUACUUCCUGCAUGUUAGCUUAUUACGUCAUAGUAUACAGCCGAUGUGACUAGUCACCGGAAAUAGACGUGUCCAUAUUAUUGUGUUGAAUCAAACCAAAUCUAUUUUUAUUGACUUUUAUAUUUAUUUUAUUGCUGUGUAUAAAUUUACAAAAGUUUACCAUUUUACUUUACAUUUAUGAUCGCAUAUAAAUUUACAUUUAUAUAUGUUUAUUAUCUAUUAUUUUACACAGUCAUGCAUUUUUGCAGCUUAUUGUAAAUUAUUGUAUUUUGUUACUACUAUGUUUUACUUUUAUAUUAAAACUUGAAAUCAUGA